Molecule: messenger RNA, 3165 nt
Organism: Trichoderma reesei QM6a
Lineage: Eukaryota; Fungi; Ascomycota; Sordariomycetes; Hypocreales; Hypocreaceae
Exons: 7
Biological process (GO): cell adhesion
Molecular function (GO): carbohydrate binding
Source: RefSeq, a predicted model, not a curated record
UUCAAUUCGUACACACAGCAAAUCUGCAUUGACGACGCCGUUGUCAUCGAUCCCGAUCGCAUCGACAAUGCGGUUACCAACGAUGGCUUCACCAUGCGAGAGCUUCGGUACGGCAUUGGUGCGCGCGCAAAAGCGGCCCGUGCCCUCAGCGGACUGAGGGAUGAUGAGGACGAAGAUGAAGAUGAUGAGGAUGAGGAUGAGGGCGGCCUUCAGCCUCAACCACAACUAACAAAAGCGAUACCAACACCAGCCACCUUUACGGGGACUGAUACCUCCAAUGGACAAACACCGCCCUUGAUAGGGCCUGCCCCUCCUACACCACUCGACAGCAUGGCGCUUCAGUUGAGUCAAGACGUGAAAACAGUGGCCAAGCUUGUCGAAGACAUUGCCAGACUUGAGACUGCCAUUGAAGAAGCGGUUGAUCCCGACAGUGCGGAGUCAAAGAGAGAUGCACUGCUUCUUGAGAAGAAGAGAAUGCGCCUUGCCCGUCUCAAGACGAAUGGAACUGGCCUCAAGAGUAAAAACCCUCGCGGUGCCGCGCGAGAGUUGUCGAGGCGUGGUCCGAGCCAGAUUGUCUCGUACAGUUCACGCUUUGUGAACAAAAUCAGUGAAAUCACGGACGAUAUGAACAUUUCUGGAUCUCUUUCAAUCAAGUACGGCGCCAUUGGCGGCUCCGGCAAAGGCUCCUUUAUCGACUCAGACAAGUUCAAGGAGAGCGAUCUCAACUUCUUCAUCUCCGUCAAGGUCGUCAACCAGAGCAUCAACAUCAAGGAUGCCCUUGUUUUCCAGGGCCUGCCCUCGGUGAACGAAACCAACUUCCGGUCGGUCUUUGGCGACUGCUUCAUAUCGGGCUUCUUAGAGGGCGGCGAAUUCAAUGCUCUUGUGAGCAUGAAGGUUGUCAACAAGGACAAGCGCAUGGCUAUCAUGGCGGAAGCAGAAGUCGCUUUGAGCGUUGGUGCUGCCGACAUCAAAGCCAAGGCCAACGUCGACAUGGCCAAGUCAAGCUUCUCGUCGCAGACGGAGACGACCAUUCAGGUUGGCUGGUCAGGCGGCGGCCACAUCAAGCCAGUGGACCAGCUUUGGACGAUUCAAAGCUUGAUGGAAACGGCUGCCAAGUUCCCUGAUCUCGUGGCAAACACUCCUCAGCGUACAUAUGCCAUUCUCACCAAGUAUGAGUCGCUUCGGAGCUACAUGGCCCUGAAGCCACCAAAACUAAAGCCAAUGUUCUACGAAAACGCAGCCAUUUAUACGAAUGCGCUGCUGGACGCCUAUAUGGACUACAAGAAUAUUUACCGCACCCUUGGAACCCAACUUUUUGAUAUCCAGGCUGGCACAAAGAAAUUUGUAGAUUGGUCUGAUCAAGUGAAAGACUAUGCCGAUUCGACCACGCUCUCUCUCAUCGACGACGAAAAGCCCUUUAAAGCGACCAUCAAGGGGCUUGACCUAGCUCGCCGGGCUUGCCGGUUUCAGAUGGUCAAGAUUGUCAAGGAAGUCGAUGCGAUCGAGGAGCAUCCAGACUAUGCCGCCGAUGAAAAACGUCCAGAGGCCAUCCAGAGCACCAUCAUCUUUCGCGAGCGGCUUCCCGGUGUCAAGGACAAAGAGAAGGUGCCGUAUCCCGAGAUUUUCGGAACCGAAGCCCCUUGCCCCUUGCUUGACCGUGUUGACGGCGACGGCGUGAGCGAGGCCGAGGCCGCCAAGGCUGCCAGCUAUGGUGUAGAGCAGCCUGAGGUUGGCAAGUUCCAGAAGCUGGCGCCCAUGGUCGGCUCGCCCCAAGGCACGCUCUUUUGCAACUUGGAUUUUGUCAAGGCUGAUUUCAGCUUGCGCACCGUCACGGUCGACGUCAACGACGGCGUGGUCAUCGGUCUCAGCGUCCGAUACACCAACGGCCUUUUAGCUGCCGUAGGAACCUCCGGCGGCCGCAGAAGUACACUGACGGUGCACCAUGAAGAUGGCGAAAAGAUUAUUGCCUGCUCGAUCGAGACGGGCCGUCGCAAGGACGUGGACAAGGCCCCGACCCGUGUUACUGCUCUUCGGCUGUACACCAAUCGUGGACCGGACCUGUUGGGCAACUCGGAGGACUGGAAGCCUGCCGUGAAUGGAGAAGGAAUCCGUGACAACCGACAAUUUGAGCAACUCGACUUGAAGCACUUUGACCCUCUGCUCGUCAAUGCUCAGAUCAAGGGGUUCUGGGGUUACGGCACCACAACACCGCAAAUCAACUCCCAGAGUGGCAUCUUCCGUCUGGCCCCAAUUUGGGGCAACAAAGAGAGUACCGCUGCCACGGUAGGCAUUCCAGUGGAGGAACCGACCGACACAUCUACUAUCAGGACCAACGUGGAGGCUCGCUACUGGAGUGGCCGCGAGCAUCGAGGGUGGCAAGGGACCGCAGUUGGCCGGAGUGCCAUAUUCGAGGACACCUUCGCCAGGCCCUUGCCCAUUGUCCCGACAGUCAUCUACGGCUUCCGUCUCAUUGACGUUGCUGGUACCAACUCUCCCCGUGUCGCCCUCAGCCUUCCGUCUGUCUCGGAGACGGGAUACACCUUGUCGGCCAAGUCCUUCUUGCAUGGGACACAGAAUCUCGAGGCCAGCGUCAUGGUCCUUCCACACGGCACGAUUCCCUUCCAGCAUGGCUAUGUCGACGCCAGCGACAACCCCGGCGGCCGCGCGGCAAACCAGAACGCAAGGCUCGGGGUCAAGUUCAGCAAGCCCUUCAGGGAGCCGCCCAAAGUCUUUGUGUGGUUCACCGAAAUUUCGCAACCGCGCACCCGGCGGUACCUCCGGACCUACGUCGACGACAUCACGGCGGACGGCAUGACGGUGCACAUUGACACCUGGGACAACAGCGAGUUUGAAGCGGCGCGUGUGGCGUGGCUGGCAUGGCCCGCCGAGUGUGACGGCAAGUCGAUCAAGGCUGGAAACUCCAUGUUCAGCAGGGACCGGGACCCCCAGGAGACCGGCUGGUACGGCGGCAGCUUCGGCAAGGACCCCAAGGUGUUUACUGGCAUCAACUGCAUUGAUUUCCCGGUCGAUCCCAACAGCCCUAUUCCUCUACCCAUCUUUGGGAAGCACGAGUGGGCGACCAAGGACAAGCUACGUUGGCACGGAGGGACGUGGGGAGACACGGUAAUGACCAAGGUGGGCUUCUGCUGGAUUGCCGUGGAGUAG